AUGGCAUUCGCAGGGAAACGCAACGAGCAAGAGCGCAAGAGACUGGAAAAGACCGACGUGAAGAUUUCAGAGAGGGGGCUCUUCAACGUAGACGCAACCAAGCAGGACGUACUCGACGAUAUUGAGACGAUUCUUCCGCGCCUCUUCCCGAACAGACCAGAGAUCGCCCGCUUCUCGGUUGACGCUCGUAGCCAUCAUGUCGCGCCAUUCCGUAUCCACGAGCAUGACUGCGAGAACGUUCUAACUACGUGGCCGAAGACCGACCCUGCUAUGGAUCGCUGGUUUCCUGAUGCCGUUGAGCAAGCUCCGUACAUAGAAGAUCCGCACUUCUGGUUAGACCAGCGCGCAGCAAACCAUGUUUAG
This is a messenger RNA of Alternaria arbusti, 363 nucleotides long. RefSeq lists its product as uncharacterized. The coding region runs from base 1 to 363 and encodes 120 amino acids. NCBI's taxonomy places the organism in Eukaryota, Fungi, Ascomycota, Dothideomycetes, Pleosporales, Pleosporaceae. The transcript is spliced from 2 exons. The record is from RefSeq and is a predicted model, not a curated record.